This is a messenger RNA of Musa acuminata subsp. malaccensis (wild Malaysian banana), 1872 nucleotides long. Its product is annotated as dihydrolipoyllysine-residue acetyltransferase component 4 of pyruvate dehydrogenase complex, chloroplastic. Lineage: Eukaryota; Viridiplantae; Streptophyta; Magnoliopsida; Zingiberales; Musaceae. Gene Ontology annotation, cellular component: chloroplast envelope; pyruvate dehydrogenase complex; chloroplast thylakoid. The record is from RefSeq and is a predicted model, not a curated record. Gene Ontology annotation, biological process: pyruvate decarboxylation to acetyl-CoA. Gene Ontology annotation, molecular function: dihydrolipoyllysine-residue acetyltransferase activity.
CUGUGAGGGUGCGUCCGGUUGGACUAACUCCUACAACUAACCUAUCCGAGCGCCUCUUCCCACUUGGCCUCGACAUCUCCGCCUCGCUUCUUAAGCGUCCAACCGACCCAAUCGGUUCCUCGGCCGCAACGACAGCAACAAUAAGUAGAACCCCGUCUUUGCCGUCGCCACCACCAAUGGCCGCGUCUCCGUCGACCACAUCCGUCGCCGGCGCAGGCCCGCUACUGUCCUUCUCCUCCUCCCUUUCCUCCCCCUCCCGCCGCGUCCUCCUGCCCCUCGUCCGCCGCAGCAGCGGCGGCGCAGGGCGCCGUGCCGCACGGAUCCCCGCCAUCAGCGCCAAGAUCCGGGAGAUCUUCAUGCCGGCGCUGAGCUCCACUAUGACGGAGGGCAAGAUCGUGUCCUGGGUGAAGUCCGAGGGUGACCGCCUGUCCAAGGGCGAGAGCGUGGUCGUUGUCGAGUCCGACAAGGCCGACAUGGACGUCGAGACCUUCUAUGAUGGCAUUCUUGCCGCCAUCGUCGUCCCCGCUGGAGAGUCGGCCCCCGUCGGCGCCCCCAUCGGCCUCCUUGCCGAGACCGAGGACGAGGUCCCCCUCGCCAAGGCCCAGGCCCAGUCUCAAUCCCAGUCUCAACCCGCACCCGUGACCCAAUCCCCUCCUUCUCCUCCCUCCGUUGCCGCCCCUUCUCCUCCACCUCCGCCUCCGGCUCCGGUAGCCACUCCGGUGGCUGUUUCGGAGGGGCCGAGGAAGAUCGUGGCCACGCCUUUUGCCAAGAAGCUCGCGAAACAGCACAAGGUGGAUAUCGGGACCGUGGUCGGGACAGGGCCUUAUGGAAGGAUCACCCCUUCCGACAUCGAGGCCGCGGUUGGAAUCCAGCCAAAGGUGCCUGUAAGUUCUCCAUCUCCUGCCGUGACUCCAGUGCCUCAGUCUCCGGCUCCAAGUGCUGAUACAAGCGCCAAAGCUCCAGCGGCUGCUCUGCCUCCUAUUCCUGGCUCCACUGUUGUUCCCUUCACCACGAUGCAGGCUGCUGUGUCAAAGAACAUGGUGGAGAGCCUCUCGGUGCCGACUUUCCGUGUCGGAUAUCCUGUGACGACUAAUGCGCUUGAUGCCCUCUAUGAAAAGGUCAAACCCAAGGGUGUCACCAUGACCGUGCUAUUGGCUAAGGCUGCAGCUAUGGCACUUGCAAAGCAUCCAGUUGUGAAUGCAAGCUGCAAGGAUGGAAAGAGUUUUACUUACAAUGAGAGCAUCAACAUUGCAGUUGCUGUGGCGAUUGAUGGCGGACUGAUAACCCCUGUUCUCCAGGAUGCAGAUAAGUUGGAUAUUUACUUGCUCUCUCAAAGAUGGAAAGAUCUGCUAAAGAAGUCUCGUGCUAAGCAGCUUCAACCCAAUGAGUACAGUUCAGGAACAUUUACUGUCUCCAAUUUGGGUAUGUUUGGGGUGGACAGAUUUGAUGCUAUUCUUCCACCUGGUCAGGGGGCUAUUAUGGCAGUUGGAGCUUCAAAGCCCACUGUUGUUGCUGAUGCUGAUGGUUUCUUCUCUGUUAAGAGUAAAAUGCUGGUGAAUGUAACUGCUGACCACAGGAUUAUCUAUGGUGCUGACUUGGCAGCCUUCCUACAGACAUUUGCAAAGAUUGUUGAGGACCCUGAGAGUUUAACGCUGUAGGUUUUUCUCGCAAAUAACUAUUUGCACGAGCUAUCUGUUGUUUUGGUAGCAGUAGUUGAGAGCUUUCUUGGCAUUCUCUUCGAUAAACAGAUUAACCUGUCAUUAAGGUAUAUGCUUCUUGUUGUUGUGUUUGCAAGUGUCCAACUUUGCUAGAAAGUAUUAAAGAUGUUUGGAAAUUUUUUCAACUUAAAUAAAAUUUGAUAUUUCUAAACUA